Messenger RNA from Coffea eugenioides, 1471 nucleotides. Its product is annotated as protein IN CHLOROPLAST ATPASE BIOGENESIS, chloroplastic-like. Lineage: Eukaryota; Viridiplantae; Streptophyta; Magnoliopsida; Gentianales; Rubiaceae. The record is from RefSeq and is a predicted model, not a curated record. Bases 92 to 1297 code for a protein of 401 amino acids. The transcript has 10 exons.
UGUCAGAAAUGAGGAACCAGAACAGGGAUCACAUCCGAAGAGAAAUUGGGCCACCCUUGUAGAAGUUAAAAAUCAAUAUCCGGCCCAGAAGAUGUUAGCCUUAUCCAAAACUACAGGGAAUAACGGAUUGGAAGCUCAAGAGCAGAAACACGACCCAGCGAUAUUCCGUCGUGGCCGGAGGAGGGAAAUGAAGGCCAGCGGCGGAUUGCCUUUCGGAGGUCCACGCGCCGCCGCAAUUGGACCUAUACUCGUUGAUCGCUGCAGGCCCACAUAUCGGUGCUACACCUCUUCCUCUCCCGACCAUGUUUCAUUUAUUAAAGAAGUAGCAACCACUCAACCUCCACAGCAUUUGAGUAAUCUACUCAGAAUGCUUAAGGUUAGAGGCGAUUCAAUAAUCUCUCCGGGAGCCAAGCGAGGGUUGAUUCCUCUUGCUAUACCUCUGUCUGAAAACACCUCAGGUUCUGUAACUGCUUUGCUGCGAUGGCCUACUGCCCCGACUGGGAUGGAGAUGCCUGUGAUACAAGUACAGAAGUAUGGGGUAUGGCUUCUAGCCAAGAAUGUGGAUCAAUACAUUCACAGACUCUUGGCAGAAGAAGACAUUAAAGGUCCCCAAGAAAGGAAUGAUGAGUUAUUUCAUGUCUCUGUUGGUGCUGAAGAGAAACUCUACCAGAAGGGUGACUUUGCUGCAUCUGGGCUUUCGAGUGUGGAUACAUAUCUUAUCAAGAAGGUUGGCUUGUUUCCAGACAUUUUAGAACGCAAAAUCAAGCAUCAUUUCCAGAAGGGGGACCAUGUUUCAGCAUUGGUGACUGGGGAAUUCUAUACCAAAAGGGAGCAUUUUCCAGGAUUUGGACGGCCCUUUGUUGUCAAUUCUGAAGUGCUGUUGAAGUCUGUAUAUUUCUUUCAUGCCUUGCUUCUUUCAGCGCAUUAUUCUUUCUGUGUAAGGGACUUGCAUUCAUAUCGCAGGGUUGGACGGAACCUAGAAGCUAAAGAUUCUGCAAGGGUGGCUUUGAAAUCACCAUGGUGGACUCUAGGCUGCAACUACCAUGAAGUUGCGAGCAUUGCCCAGUGGGAUGAUGAACAAAUUGAGUACAUUAAAGAGAGAGUGACCAAAGAGGGAAGACAAGAAGAUAUAAAAAGGGGAAAGGAACCCGCUCAGGUUGCUCUGGAUGAAGCAGCUUUCUUGUUGGAUUUGGCUUCUGUGGAAGGCACCUGGGAUGACAAUUUGGAGCGGAUUGCUGAAUGUUAUCAGGAAGCUGGGCUCCAUGAAAUUGCCAAAUUUGUGCUAUACAGAAAUUGAACUGAAGUUGAUUUUGGCAUAUGCAUAUCUUGCUUUCAUGUACAUUUCCAAUUUUGUAAUCUGCCGUCGCCUACAAUUCCGGAAUUACAUCCGAAGAUGAUAUUUUGGAUUUAUGCUAUGACGUUGAUUAUAACAUUCAAUUGAAUUCAAGACCAAGUUUCUGUGUCUUCCCAA